This is a messenger RNA of Mercenaria mercenaria, 1681 nucleotides long. RefSeq lists its product as uncharacterized. NCBI's taxonomy places the organism in Eukaryota, Metazoa, Mollusca, Bivalvia, Venerida, Veneridae. The coding region runs from base 119 to 1042 and encodes 307 amino acids. The transcript has 2 exons. The record is from RefSeq and is a predicted model, not a curated record.
ACAUGAUAGUUACAUAUUUUUGCACUUUUUAUCUAUAUGAAGCAUGUUUUAAACAUUUAAUCAUUUAAACACAGACUAUUACUACAGAAACUUUAAAAACGGCUUUCAGCUAAUAAAGAUGAGUGACCAUGAUGGCCAGCUGGUAGCCGAGUACAGGACAACCAUAAACAGCAGUGCUAAAUAUAUAUCAGCAAUGCUGAUCAUUGACAAUGAUAAAAUUGUGACUGCUGACAGUAAAACAAGCAAAAUUCAGCUAUAUAUGUUAGAAGACUUUGAACUUAUUAAUGAAAUCACGCUAAAACAUGUUGGAUGGUGGGGCAUCACCGACAUGACUCAGGUUGACUCAGAAAGAUUUGCUGUUUUAGUACCAGGCUUUUGGACAAGAAGUGAUAUUCGCAUCUUCAAGCUGGAUGAAGAAAAACGGAUGAAAAAAGUUGGAAAAUUCAACACCAGCAGAAGAAGUUUUGGACUUUGCUUUCAAAAAGGUUUCUUUUUCGUAACAAUCUCUCCUGCCACACUUUUCAGAACUUCUCAAAAUAGUUGUGUCAAAAUGUAUAGCGAAAAUGGGGAAAGCAAACAAGUGUUUACAGUAGAUAAAGAAAACAAUGCCCUCUUCGGCAAUCAUCUGUUGAAGAUUUAUGUAGAUAAGAACUUCCGGAUGUUUGUUUGCGAUGUGGAAAAGAAUGAGUUAAUCAUUCUAAAGAUUGACUCAAUCAAUCGUGAAGUAACCGUUCUAACACGACACAAUUAUCUAGUAAUGGAUAUAACAACUAAGCUAGAUGGGACGUCUUUCCUUGCAACGAGUCAGCGUGAUGGUAUUGUGUUGUUGCAUGCAAACGGAGGUUGGGUCUUCAAUAACUUUUUACCAUGUGGGAAAUUAGAAGGAAAACCUCUCGCUGUUGCUUUUAAUGACAAGGACCAACAAUUGCUUGUUGCCACACAACGAUCUUCCUGGUAUUCUCCAUGGAGCACUUUGGUUUUCAUAGUGUAUGAUGUGAAAUGCAGUUAUUCAACAGACUUCCGUGUUACAAUAGAAAAAUGAUGUUAUGUAGUCAACAACCUUAUAUGUUAUCAAAAUUCAACAAUGUACAGACAUGGUACCACCCUCUCACAGAGGUCAGACCAGGUUUACCCACUCUCUCACAAUGGUCAGAUCAUAGCUAGUAAGCUUGUUCCCAGUCUUAUGCUGUGCAAAAAGCAGUACAGGAUUGACAAGAUUAUAUUGGUUAACUUGCUGGAGGGACAACAGUCAAUACAAUGGCUAGAUAUAAGAAGUCUACCAUUAAAAUGAUUCAGUUCCCACAAGAAUUCUGUAUAAUCCUUAUGUAGAACAGUAGAGCUGUCUAAUAUAUUUGAAUACCAUUUCAAUUCUGUGUUUUACGAAAUAUGUUUUUUUAUCUAUAAAGAGGCAUGCUACUAGAUGAACAUCAAGAUUGAAAAAUAUUUAAACAGAUAAAAUACAAAUUCAUAAAUCUAUUAUUUUGAGUUCACUGGAUGAGAUGCAAAUGGGAAUAUCUUGUUAACUGUUUCUGUAAAGAACAUUCUGCUUUAGUUACUGCCGUAACAUCUGACAGCUAGAUUCCCAUCUGCAUCUGUAAACAGCAGCUGUAGAACAUUUUUUAUUUUGCAUACAAAAUUUUCACAAAUCACAGAAUAAAUAAAGCAAAACUAAAUACUUUUA